Messenger RNA from Carassius auratus (goldfish), 7370 nucleotides. Its product is annotated as plexin-B2-like. Gene Ontology annotation, cellular component: semaphorin receptor complex; plasma membrane. The transcript has 36 exons. Gene Ontology annotation, biological process: positive regulation of axonogenesis; regulation of cell shape; regulation of cell migration. The coding region runs from base 2 to 5635 and encodes 1877 amino acids. Gene Ontology annotation, molecular function: semaphorin receptor activity; protein binding. The record is from RefSeq and is a predicted model, not a curated record. NCBI's taxonomy places the organism in Eukaryota, Metazoa, Chordata, Actinopteri, Cypriniformes, Cyprinidae.
AAUGUCAAUCAUCAAACAAACUUUACAGGAGUUUGAUAUGCCAUCAUUUGUUGUUUCUCAGAAAGAGAUGGCGUGGAGGGCCCUGGCAGCGUUGUCCCUGCUGCUGUGUUUCAGCUCAUCUUGCUGUGACGAUACUCAAGAUCAUUUCUUGUCUGAUACCGUCAUCAACAAUGUCGUUCAGGACCCGCAAACGGGCCGAAUUUACGUGGGUGCCAUUAAUAACAUCUAUCAGCUAAACUAUGACCUGCUGAAGGAAAGCAGUGCUGUAACAGGCCCUAAGAAGGACAACCCACACUGCACUCCACCAAUCACUGCACAUUGCACUGAUGCAAAGGAUAUGGACAACAUCAACAAACUCCUGCUGGUUAACUCCGCCAAUGGCAACUUGAUUGUUUGUGGAAGCCUUUUCAGGGGCAUCUGCUCUUUGUUAAACCUCAACAGUGUGGACAAACAGGUGUACUACAGUGACACUAAAGGCGAGAAGACAUACGUAGCCAGCACAGAGGAGUCUGUUACCGUUGUGGGAGUAAUUUCUUAUUUUAUAGAUGCUGAUACUAAUGCAAACCUCAGUGUAUUUCUUGUAGGUAAGGGCUAUGGUAGCUCAGACAGUGCGAAACUCAUUAGCACCCGUUUGCUGCAGGAGUAUGGAGACAUGGAUGUCUUUGAGAACAUUGUUGAUGCUUCCACUGUGCAAGCUAGUCCUUUUGUCCAGCGUUACCUCCACGACUUUCGUCAUGCUUUCAAAGACAAUGGCUACAUCUACUUCUUGUUCUCACGUACUCCAGGCACCAGCGACAGUAGGAAUAGCACAUUUAUAGCACGUCUGUGCGAGAAUGACCAUCAUUACUAUUCUUACACAGAGCUCCAGCUUAACUGCUCCGUCAAAACUGAACAACAGGAGAACACAUACAACAAGGUCCAAGCAGCAUAUCUGGCCAGACCAGGAGAAGUUUUGGCUAGGGAGAUCAUCCCUUCGAAUCUCAACGAUAAAGUUCUGUUUGCUGUGUUCAGCGCGGAUGAGGAUGGUGGCCAUUCUGCCUUGUGCAUGUACCCGCUCAGCAGCAUUAAUGCCAGGCUUAAGGAGGUGAUUGAGUCCUGCUACAUAGGAGAAGUUCUGGAGGACGAGAAACCAAAGACCGUUUAUUCACCCUACAUCUCCAAGCCCGAGGCCAUCUGCAAGACCAAAAGAGACAAGGAAAUGGUGAAGGCAUAUAAGUGCGGUGCAGAGUUCCUUCCAUCUCCACUAGCCAGUAAACCUGAGUACGCUCUGGCUGUCAAACCCAUCUACACCCGAAAUGACAUGCUGACAGCUGUAGCUGUGGCAGUGGAGAAUGAGCACACUGUGGCAUUUUUGGGAACCAGUGGAGCAGAUGUUUUAAAGGUGCAUCUUAACCCCAGUCACCUUGGUCUUUAUAACAAGAUUUCAGGGGAACGCGCAGAUGGUGGGGUGAACAAAAACCUCUUUUUUAAUUCAAAUUUGGAUAUCUUGUACAUCACGACUGGCAGAAAGAUCACCAAAGUCCCAGUGCAGGCCUGUGAACAGAAGAAUGAUUGUCAAUCAUGCAUCUCCCAACGGGACCCAUAUUGUGGCUGGUGUGUGUUGGAAGGCCGUUGUACUAGAAAAAAGGAUUGUCACAAAGGACUAGAAGAGAACGCUUGGUUGUGGAGUCCAAAUCAAACAUGUGUAUCUAUUAAGUCCUUUAAGCCCCCCAACAUGAGCUGCAAGAAAACAGAAAGUACACAGGUGAUGAUUGACAUCCCCUCCCUCCCCAGUAUCAGCAGUUCUUAUAAACUCCACUGUGAGUUUGAUAGCUACAAAAGUCUAGCAACUAUGCAAGGCACAAAGGUCAUCUGUGAACUCCCGACCUCUGAGAACAUACCACCCACACCUGAGACACAAGAUUUUGUGGCAGUGCCAGUGAAGAUCACGGUUAAUGACAGCAUUGAAGUGGCAUCUAGUAAGUUUGAGUUCUACAACUGUGCAGACGUGGUAAAGAGAUCGGAAAAUACACCAUGCAUUGCAUGUGUGACCAGUAAGUGGGGCUGCCAGUGGAACAUUCAGGAUCACACGUGCAGUGAUAGAGAUGACACAGUCAAGGGUGAUCAUAUCAUACAACACAUGCAGAGUGACAGUUGUCCUCAGUUUGAGAUGCCAGAACCUCUGCUUAUUCCUGUAGGAAUUAAAACCCCCAUCCAAUUUCAGGGCAAAAAUUUGAAGAAAUAUGAGAAAAGUACCUUUCAGAUCGGCACUGAGCUCAUGAAACAGGUGGACGAGGUGACUGAGUUGACUAAAGGGUCAAAGUACAGAUUUGAGGGAUAUAAGUUUGAAUAUGACAAAGAGCCAGAGGUGAAUGUGACAUUCUACAUAGAGGAUAAAAGCAUGGACAGGAAGAUUGACAGCACCCUCAGAGUGGUGCUCUACAACUGCUCUGUUAGACGUGAGGACUGCAGUUUGUGUAAGAACGCUGAUCAGAAGUAUAACUGCGUGUGGUGCGGCACAACAAAAUCCUGCAUCCACAGAGACCUGUGCACACAGGAGGAGGGACAGUGUCCUCCUCCAACGAUCACUGACAUUGUUCCCCAGUAUGGGCCGUUACAUGGACAGAUCUCUGUCACAAUAAAAGGCUCAAACUUGGGCAUCAAGCAGGAGGACAUUAAGAGAAUCACUGUGGCUGGAGUGCCUUGUACUCAUCAGCCGGAGAGAUACACCGUCAGUACCAGUGUUGUGUGCGAGAUUGGGCCUAGUAUUGGCAGAAUAUCUGGGCUAGUGGAAGUGGAGGUGGAAGGAGGGAGAACAGGACAGUCCAAAGUGCCUUUCACUUACAGGAAUCCUGUCCCGAAAGCUGUGUCCCCCUCUAAAGGCCCAGCCGCUGGAGGAACCGUCAUCACUAUCAUGGGAGACGACCUAGACACAGCUAGCAUAGAUGACAUCAGCAUCUCAGUGGACAAAGAGCCGUGUAAAGUGUUGACAUUUGGCAAGAAUAUCACUUGCAUGACAAGCCCAUAUAAAGGACAGAAGAUUCCUUCUGAAAGUCUUCCCGUUUUUAUAAAGUAUGGCAAAGUCAAAUUAAAAGAAUUUGCCGGAUUCGAAUACUCAACCAAUCCCAAAGUUACAGAUUACUCCCCACGGGCCAGCUUUGUUUGCGGAGGUCGUAAGAUCAUAGUGAUGGGAUCUGGAUUUGAUCAGGUGCAGAAUGCCACCAUGCGAGUGCUGCCCUCUUCUGACGAGUUCAGUCACAAGUCUAGUAAUGUGGAGUUCAUUCAAAAAUGUGAGUACAAGAACGAAAGCGUACUGGAGUUCCUCUCUCCCACUGUGAACAAGACAUACAUACACCAGUCCUUAAGAACGAUCAUCCAGCUGGACAACUUGGUAGUGAACUUGACAGAGUUUGUUUACCAUCAAGACCCCUCGUUCAUUACUUUGACUGAUAAAGCCAUCACAGAAAACAGCAUCAUCAACGUUAAUGGUAAAGGUUUUUCCAAAGCCAUGACUGCCAAAGAGGCCAAAGCGUUUGUGGGUGAUGAGCAAUGCCUGGUGACAAUCCUGGAGGAUGAUAAGCUGUUCCUCGUGGCCCCCUCCAGCCCUCCCAAAUCCACCUCCAGACGCCAGCGCAGAGACACCAGCUCAGAGGCUAUAGAGCUGAUGAUCAUAUUCGGAAAAGGAGAGUGGAAUGUCGGCUCAGUUCGCUUUGAGAGGAAAUACGAGGUUCCUCUUUACAUCAUCAUUCCUGCUGUCCUCAUUCCCAUGGUCCUCUUCAUUGCAGUGUCAAUCUAUUGCUACAGGAGGAAAAGCCAGCAGGCGGAACGAGAGUACGAGAAAAUCAAAAAUCAGCUUGCGAAUUUAGAGGAGAGCGUCCGUGAUCGCUGUAAAAAAGAGUUCACAGAUCUUAUGAUCGAGAUGGAGGACCACACGAGUGAUCUGAAUGAAGCUCGAAUCCCAUUCCUGGACUACAAGAACUACACCAACCGCGUUUUCUUCCUGCCCUCCAAGGAUGGUGCCAACGAUGUCAUGAUCACUGGCAAGCUGGACAUCCCAGAAGCCCGUCGAGCCACUGUAGACCAGGCGCUCAACCAAUUCUCCAAUCUCCUGAACAGCAAAACCUUCCUCAUCAAUUUCAUUCGUACCCUGGAGGGCAGCCAAGAGUUCAAUGCCAGGAAUAAGGUUUACUUUGCUUCCUUGUUGACGGUGGCGCUCCAUGGAAAGCUGGAGUACUACACAGACAUCAUGAGGACCCUCCUGCUGGAGCUGAUGGAGGAAUACAUCCACAGCAAGAACCCUAAACUCAUGCUCCGCAGGUCCGAGACUGUUGUAGAGAGGAUGUUGUGUAACUGGAUGUCCAUAUGUCUCUACCAGUUCCUGAAGGACUCAGCCGGGGAGCCGCUCUAUAAGCUCUUUAAGGCCAUUAAACACCAGGUGGAAAAAGGUCCAGUUGAUGCCAAAAUGAAGAAAGCCAAGUACACUCUAAACGACACCGGACUUCUGGGAGAUGAUGUUGAGUACUCUGAUUUGACCUUACAGGUGUUGGUUCAUGGCGAGGGUCCCGAUGUGACCCCUGUCAAAGUCCUGAACUGUGACACCAUCUCCCAAGUGAAGGAGAAAAUCAUCGAGCAGGUAUACAGGAAUCUGCCGUACUCCCAGAGACCCACGGUGGACAGCGUCGCACUCGAGUGGCGUCCUGGGUCUACAGGGCAGAUCCUGUCCGAUCUGGAUUUGACAUCGCAGAAAGAGGGAAAGUGGAAACGAAUGAACACACUGGCCCAUUACAAUGUGAGAGAUGGUGCCAUCCUGGUCUUGUCCCGAGUUCUGCACACCCAGCAGUCUUUCGACCAGAACCAAGACAACCAUGAAGAAAGAAAUGCUUUGCUGGAGGAUGAUAAAGUAUUUCACCUGGUGAGACCGGCAGACGAGCUGGAUGAUGUGAAAUCAAAGAGAGGAAGUAUGAAAGACAAGGCCUCGACGAAAGCCAUCACUGAGAUUUACCUGACCAGACUCCUCUCUAUGAAGGGCACGCUGCAGCAGUUUGUGGAUGAUUUCUUCCGCAGUGUGUUGUGUUCUGGGACUGUGGUUCCUCCUGCAGUCAAGUAUUUCUUUGACUUCCUGGACGAGCAAGCACAGAAACAUGACAAUGUUGAUGAUGAGACCAUCCACAUAUGGAAGACCAACAGUCUUCCUCUCCGGUUCUGGGUAAACAUGUUGAAAAACCCUCACUUCAUCUUUGACGUUCAUGUGACUGAAGUGGUGGACGCCUCUCUUUCCGUCAUCGCUCAGACCUUCAUGGACGCCUGCACCAAGACUGAGCACAAACUUACCCGGGACUCCCCCAGCAACAAACUGCUUUAUGCAAAGGAAAUCUCCACUUACAAGAAGAUGGUUGAUGAUUAUUACAGAGGCAUCCGUCAGAUGGUUCCAGUCAGUGACCAAGACAUGAACACACACCUUGCAGAAGUUUCACGUUCUCAUACAGAUAAGUUGAAUACCCAGGUUGCACUGCACCAGCUUUACCAGUAUGCCAGCAAGUACUACGAUGGGAUCAUCUCAUCGUUGGAGGACGACCCUGCCGCCCAGAGCAAACAGCUGACCCUGAGACUGCAGCAGAUCGCCGCCGCAUUGGAGAAUAAAGUGACCGAUCUUUAGUGUCGCGGAGCCCAGACUCAAGAAAAGAGACGGAAGUGCCGCUAAAUCUAAGACAGAGCUCAAUUUAUUGGGCUCAAAAAUACAAACAGCCCUUCUGGAGGACUCUAGUUGAUGGAGCCUCCACUCCGUCGAGUGAAAGAUAAAGCGCGGGGGGAACUCAGACUAAUUGGGGCCCCUUCCUCUCCACAUGGCUUUCAGCUUCGCUUUUGAUUCAGAGGGACAAACCGAAUAUACUCUGACCUGAGGGGAACAUCACAACCGUCGAGGAGAGUGAAAACUCACUAUGGUACUUCUCAGAUCAGCACCUGCACAAUGAAAACCCAGCAUUUUAUUUUCGUGUUCUGCUAUGCCAAUAAUCAGAUGUUCAGUAUAUUCUUCCCGUGUAGAUGAAUUCAAAUAGUGUUAUAUGUAAAUAUAUUUUUACACUCGAGGCUUUAGACAAAACAGAUCGCUUACUGUCUCCGUGGAAGCCCAAUAUUUUGUUUUCCUGUGUAUUUUAAGUGCCACUCUCUUUUUGUGCAGUGAUGAUGUCACAUCCUGUGGGUUCUUUGACGCCAUUGGCUCACGGUUCAGUUUGUGGUACCACUAUGGGUUUGUGUUGGUGUUUGUGAUGCUGACGUCCGAGCCAGUGCUUAUUUUGUCCCUCCCAAGUAUUUUUAGCAUAUUGUAUCGGUGAUUGCGUACAGAAAUGUCAUCAAGUCCAAUUCUAAUUUAACCAAAGUGCAAAAGAGCAGACCAUAAUUGUCAAGCGACUGUCCACGUCUCAGAAACACGGCUAAAGCACACUUGAUCCAUGACACACAGACACCACGGAAGCUUUGAUCCAGCGGUUGCGUUUUUAUGUUUUGUACCAUGUUUGCUUUUAUAUAUGUGCACUUCGACACAUUGCUUGGCUUAUUUUAUGACAGUUAUGAUUUUGUAUUUUAAAUCAACAAUAUUUGAUUUGCAUCGCUGGUUGCUUUUCUUAAGAAAUAUUUAAUACGUACAUAUGGUAGAGAAUUUCCUUUAAUGUGAGAAUGAAAUACUGACGAUCGUGACUUUGCUUCAACUGCAGAACUGUGGACUGAGAGCGACUCGUAUGCCAAUUAAAUCAUGAAAUCAUAGAGUUUUCAUUUAGUUUAUUGGUACUAAAAUACUUUUUUUUUAAUGUCAUUUUUUAUUUAGAGCUUACCAAAGUUUAAAUAAAUUGUUUGCAGCUGUUUGCAACCAUCUUACGCUUCUGUUGUUUUAUGUGUAUCAAAUUAUCUAGUUUAAAGUGUAAUCUAAUGAAUAAAAAAGAUAUAAUGGUAAGGCAGCUGAUGGUAAGACUGAUGGUGUAACAGAAAUUUUUGUUAAUGGUACGCUUUUCCUACCUGUAUGUUCUGACUCAAAUGUGCCAACAGUAUAUCGUUUCUUCACAAACUUUACUAGUGUGACUCGUGUUGCCUUUGGUAGGCGGUGACAGUCACACUGCAGCCAAUCAGAGGCUGGCACCGCCCAUUCUGAGCAUGAUGGACACAUCAGGAAAUGCCUCUGAACUGUAAAUAUAGCCCAACUGCCAAGAUUUCAUGUCCUUCUCUCCCUUUUCUCGCUCUUCCUGCCAGUUCUUCUGUGUUGUCUAGCUAUGACGGUGUAAAUGGCUUAUUGUAAAGCUUCUUGUUUGCCUUUCUUUACCAGGUAGUGCCUUACAAAUAUGAGUAAUAAUGAUCAAUUGUGUGGUGAUUGUGUCUGCAUUAAAACUGCAAUAGGGACUUUA